CGCGUCUUUCCUCUCCUUCAUCUCGCCCACUACCAGACUCAGUUUUCUUGUGCUAUUUUCCUCCUGCUUGAUUGUAAUCAUUGAGGAACAACAUACCAUGGCUUUCGUGUUCAAAAGAGGUCAGUUGUUCCUGAGUUUGGUUCGCAAAGAGGACGUUAAAUUUGACAAGAUCACAGCAAGGAUAAACAAGCUUUGUUAUGGCCUUGACCUUAACUAUGUCGAGCCGAUCGAGGUUGCCAAAAAAGUCAUCACAGGUGUAUACCAAGGCGUCACAACCGUUGAGCUCGAUAACCUUGCCGCCGAGACGGCAGCCUAUCUUACUACGAAGCACCCUGACUACGCUGUCCUCGCUGCGCGUAUCGCAAUAUCAAAUCUCCAUAAAGAAACCAAGAAGAACUUCUCCACUGUGGUGAAAGACCUCUACGAAUACAUUAAUCCUAAGAAUGGAAAAUCUGCUAGUUUGAUCGCUGAUGAUGUAUAUGAGGUUGUACGAAAGAAUGCUGCUCGUCUUGAUUCUGCAAUCAUCUAUGACCGUGACUUCAGUUACAACUACUUCGGCUUCAAGACUCUCGAGCGGUCAUACCUUCUGAGGAUCAAUGGUCGUGUUGCCGAACGUCCCCAACAUAUGAUCAUGCGUGUUGCUGUGGGCAUUCACAAAAACGAUAUUGAAAGCGUGAUCGAGACGUACAAUCUUAUGUCUGAACGAUUCUUCACACACGCGUCACCAACUCUGUUUAAUGCUGGCACUCCUCAUCCCCAACUUAGCUCAUGCUUCUUGGUGUGCAUGAAAGAUGACUCCAUAGAGGGUAUCUAUGAUACCCUCAAGACUUGUGCCAUGAUCAGCAAGACCGCAGGUGGAAUCGGCUUGAGUAUUCAUUGUAUUCGUGCUACUGGCUCGUACAUUGCUGGAACAAACGGCUACUCGAAUGGCAUUGUUCCUAUGCUUCGCGCAUAUGAUGCCACAGCACGCUAUGUCGAUCAAGGUGGCAACAAGCGGCCGGGAGCUUUCGCGAUUUACCUUGAACCAUGGCACCCUGACAUCUUCGAUUUCCUCGACCUGAGGAAGAACCAUGGUAAAGAGGAGUCGCGCGCCCGUGACUUGUUCUACGCACUGUGGAUUUGUGACCUGUUCAUGAAACGCGUCGAAUCCAAUGAAAAUUGGUCGCUAGUUCAUGGCGAGGAAUUUGAGGCUCUAUAUGAGAAGUACGAGAUAGAGGGACGCGCACAUAAGGUCAUUCCAGCUCAAAAGCUGUGGUAUGCUAUCCUUGAAGCUCAGAUUGAGACUGGUGGUCCUUUCAUGGUCUACAAAGAUUCCGCUAAUCGCAAAUCGAACCAAAAGAACUUGGGCACCAUCAAGUCGUCCAACUUGUGUACUGAAAUCAUAGAGUACUCGUCGCCGGAGGAAACCGCCGUCUGUAACCUUGCCUCUCUCGCUCUCCCUACUUUCAUCUCGAACGGCAAGUACGAUUUCCAAAAGCUUCAUGAUGUCGCGAAGGUCGUCACCCGCAAUCUUAACCGCAUCAUCGAUGUAAAUUACUACCCCGUUCCGGAGGCUCGCACUUCCAACAUGCGCCACCGUCCCAUUGGUCUUGGUGUCCAGGGUCUCGCAGAUGCUUUCAUGAUUCUCCGUCUACCAUUUGACUCACCGGAGGCAAGGCAACUCAAUCUUCAGAUCUUUGAGACCAUCUAUCACGCUGGACUCGAGGCCAGCUGUGAGGAAGCUGAAAGGGAUGGGCCAUACGAGACUUUCAGGGGUAGUCCCGCCGAUCUCGGUCAACUGCAGUAUGAUCUCUGGGGUGUCACUCCCUCUGACCUUUGGGAUUGGACCAGUCUCAAGGAAAAGAUCGCACAAACUGGAUUGCGGAAUUCAUUGUUGGUUGCACCCAUGCCAACUGCAUCAACUAGUCAAAUUCUCGGUUUCAAUGAAUGUUUUGAGCCCUACACCAGUAAUAUCUACACUCGUCGUGUUCUUGCUGGUGAAUUCCAGGUUGUAUGUCCCUGGUUGCUCAGGGACCUUGUCGAUCCCAUUUACAAAACCGUUUGGGAGAUCUCACAGAAGAAGGUUAUCGACCUCGCUGCCGACCGUGGAGCAUUCAUUUGUCAGAGUCAGAGUUUGAACAUUCACUUGCAGUCGCCUACUGUAGGCCAACUGACUAGUAUGCACUUCUAUGGCUGGAAGAAGGGCCUCAAGACUGGCAUGUACUAUUUGCGUACUCGUCCGGCGGCGCAAGCCGUUCAGUUCACUAUCGACCAGAGCGUGCUCAAAGCAGCCAAGGUGCAACAGGGCGAAUCCGGCAAGGCUGCCACUGGCAUUCCUACCCCUUCCGCCUCUCCAUCCCCUCUUCGCCGAGUUCCUCCACCAUCUAAUUCGAAUGACAACAGCCCCAGUGAAGCUCCUGAUGUUGACCCCGAGUAUGCCGCAGCCCUUGAGCGUCAAAGGGAGCGUGAGCUCGAAGAGGCAAAAAUGCUGUGCUCGCUGGAGAACAAAGAAGCCUGCCUCAUGUGCUCUGGUUAACGGAGGUGGUAUGCUGUUGGCGUGGUCGGUAUUUAUUUGCAUCGUCAGAAGUUAUUCAAUCAUGCAUUCCUUGUCCUUUGUUACCCACAUUUGUUCUCAUUUCUCGGCACGAUUGUAUACCAGCU
This is a messenger RNA of Suillus fuscotomentosus, 2640 nucleotides long. Its product is annotated as ribonucleotide reductase. Gene Ontology annotation, cellular component: ribonucleoside-diphosphate reductase complex. Gene Ontology annotation, molecular function: ribonucleoside-diphosphate reductase activity, thioredoxin disulfide as acceptor; ATP binding. Gene Ontology annotation, biological process: deoxyribonucleotide biosynthetic process; DNA replication. Bases 98 to 2515 code for a protein of 805 amino acids. Lineage: Eukaryota; Fungi; Basidiomycota; Agaricomycetes; Boletales; Suillaceae. The record is from RefSeq and is a predicted model, not a curated record. The transcript is spliced from 14 exons.